AUGUCUGCUUUAUCUAAAGCUAUUACUCCAAACAGAGCCUUGUUGCUUGGUGGUGCUUGUUAUGGUGCGUGGGCAAUCUGGAUGGCUAAAAACUAUUUCAAGCAAUCGUCAAUGAGAAAGAUUUACGUGAACGCUGAUAAAGAGUUUGAAAAUGUGCAUCCCAUGAGACAUAUUCAAUACGAUGGUAAUCUCAAACUAGCUGAAGAAAAAGCGUAA
This is a messenger RNA of Lodderomyces beijingensis, 216 nucleotides long. Lineage: Eukaryota; Fungi; Ascomycota; Pichiomycetes; Serinales; Debaryomycetaceae. The record is from the annotation of a GenBank genome assembly.